AUUUCUCAGUGACAAAACAGGUGUCACAGCUUGAUCCGUUUGUCUUAUCUCCUCGGGCGUCCAUAAGACAUAGGAACGGUAAGGUUGCCGUGAUAUGGAUCGUUUAAUGUUUCCCAAGACACCAAGUUUAUCGUGCAUACUUCUUCUGGCGGCUGCCAUCAUUCAUGGAACCGUGGAAUCAAACCAGCAAAGCCGUUUCACCAAUCGCGAUGACUCAGCCAACCCAGCAUACAAAUUUGGACAUAUUACCGUUGACGUUGCCGUUCAGCCUAUGGAACUGACGUUGGAAAACACUCAUGGCCGCAGUGCCCUUGUGACACAACUUGGAACUGACUUUCUAUCAGUAUCACCUACAAUACAACGUCGUGGAAAUGCUCUCAGCAUUGAGGUCCCCAAGGCUGCAGAUCUGACAAUACGAGAAUACCAUUACAAGAACUCUGACUGUGUGGAUGUGACGUGGUCAGCUACUAGCUGCGUCACAGAGGUCCUCACUGAUUGCAUUCAGCUGGGACAAAGUCACUGGUAUGGUGGUUCCGAGCUCAGAGAACAACUCUGGCCACUGGAAAAGGUUGCCAUGGCCAUGAAACCCUACUUGGCGAUGGAUCACAUCAACGAAGACAAGUACGGUCCUGUUCAGGAACGGAUGUUCUUUAACUCAGAUGGACAUGGAAUUUAUGUUGAGGAAGACAUUCCACUGUUUGUUAGCAUCAACGCCACUGGGGACAAUAAAAUUUGUCUUCAGGCUAAGUAUGAUGAAUAUUGGUAUUCAAGUGGUGGCGUCAAUCUACCAGAGCUGAACUACACAGUGUGUACCGCUCCGGAUGUGAGGAGUAUCCAUAAACUUAUGUCAGACAGAUACAUCAAGAAGCCAGAAGGUACUCCAAGUCCCCUGCUAUUUCGUGCACCGAUUUGGUCAACGUGGGCAAAAUAUAAAACAAAAAUCAACCAGUCAUUAGUAGUGGAAUUUGUCGAUGAUAUCAGGAAGCAUAACUUUCCUGUAUCUCAAAUUGAAAUUGAUGAUGUAUGGACCCCAAAAUACGGUGACCUGGAUUUCGACCCAGUUACAUUCCCCGAUCCAAAGGCCCUUGUGAAUGCAAUGCACAGUCAGAACAUUUCCGUCACUUUGUGGGUUCAUCCUUUCAUCAACAUCAACGCCAAAGCAUUCCCCUAUCUGGCCAGCAGAGGGUGGAUGAUCCAGGAUCUACUUGAGGAGAGUCCUGCUCUGACAUCUUGGUGGAAUGGCCAAAAUGCUGGGCAUAUUGACUUCAGUAACUCAGAUGCUACACAGUGGUUCCUGAACGAAGUUUCUCAUUUAAAGUCAUCGUACGGAAUUGAUUCAUUUAAAUUUGAUGCAGGUGAUGUGAAUUACUUGCCUCCGAUCUUCAAAGCCAAGAAAGAUUUUGUGAAUCGCAAUCACCUAACACGUCUGUAUGCUACAGCUGCCUAUCAGAGCGACACGACAGAGAAAAGGCAAGAAGUUCGAACAGGUAUUAGAACUCAAAACCUCCCCGUCAUGGUGAGAAUGCUGGAUAAGUACUCAACCUGGACAUUCAUAGCAGGGUUUAGAUCCACCAUAACGUCAGGCUUGAUGUUUGGUUUACUUGGGUAUCCAUUUGUUCUUGCUGAUUACAUUGGAGGCAAUAGCUACAACGCCUACCCAGACCCUGAGCUUUUUAUUAGAUGGGUGCAAGCCAAUGCCCUCAUGCCACUCAUGCAGUUCUCUCUGGAACCCUGGGCAUACAGCAACAGCACCGUGCUAGAAGUGGCUCAGGACAUGGUUAAGCUGCAUGGAAAGUAUGCUGAUAAGAUCAUAGGUCUAGCGAAUGACUCUGUCACCACAGGGUACCCCAUAAUGAGGCCCCUAUGGUGGAUAGCGCCCACAGAUGAAGCAGCCCUGACUGUGGAUGAUCAGUUUCUGCUCGGUGAUGACGUAUUGGUGGCACCUGUUGUGGAACAAGGGGCGACAAUGAGAAGAAUUUAUCUUCCUGCCGGUAGAUGGCGCGAUGAACUAAAGGGACAGACACAAGAUGGAGGGAAAUGGAUCGACUAUCCUGUAACCUUGCGAGACCUUCCGUAUUUCACUAAAUUGCCUUAAUGUUGGUAUUCAGUUGUAACAUAACAACCACUUUGUAAUGAAAUGAAAAUGAAGCGAUUUGUGAAAUUCAUUCUUAAACAUAUGGGUUGUCGGCUACCCUGCCAAAAUGUCAAAUUAAUUCAGGAAUUUAUUAACCUAAAUAUAAAAAUGAAAAUGUAAGGUGAGCUCAGUCAAAUGGAUGGAAAUAGAAACGUUGUUGAACCAUUACAGCAAGGACAUCUGUCUACCUGUGAAAGUCUCAUCGUGUCUUCAUUGAUUAGAGAGAGCAAUUCAAGGAUACCCAUUCUUUCGUAAUUCUAUAGUUACUUCAGAUAAUUAUCCUUUAGUUUAUGAAAUAAUAUGUUGGUAUUGUAUGGUUUUUUGUUUUGUUUUUUGUCACUUUAUUUCUUUUUGAUUUGGGUACAGCAUAUCAUGCACAUUUAACAAGUCAGCAUAUUUGUUGCAUUAUAUAGGAGUCAAAUUACAAAGUCAUUAUCUAUGUAAAUAGAUUGUGGUAAGACGACCAAAAUGAAACAAAAGUGUCGUAUUUGCAGUGAGAGUAUGCAUUAAAUUUGUGUAAUUGUAAUUUAAUUUUGGUUUCAGACCAGCGAGAGAAGGUACAAUGUUUGCUACCUUUCUAGAAUAUACGUAUUUUUUAGUUAAUAUGAAAA
Haliotis rubra (blacklip abalone) is the source of this 2745-nucleotide messenger RNA. Its product is annotated as myogenesis-regulating glycosidase-like. Bases 95 to 2095 code for a protein of 666 amino acids. The record is from RefSeq and is a predicted model, not a curated record. Gene Ontology annotation, molecular function: hydrolase activity, hydrolyzing O-glycosyl compounds. Lineage: Eukaryota; Metazoa; Mollusca; Gastropoda; Lepetellida; Haliotidae. The transcript has 2 exons. Gene Ontology annotation, biological process: carbohydrate metabolic process.